Nannospalax galili (Upper Galilee mountains blind mole rat) is the source of this 3106-nucleotide messenger RNA. RefSeq names its product cortexin domain containing 1 (gene Ctxnd1). Lineage: Eukaryota; Metazoa; Chordata; Mammalia; Rodentia; Spalacidae. The transcript is spliced from 3 exons. The coding region runs from base 399 to 578 and encodes 59 amino acids. The record is from RefSeq and is a predicted model, not a curated record.
GGCUCGCCGCGCCACGGGGCGCUGACUCAGCUGCAGCCUGGCCGCUUCGCCGAGUCUGGCCUGGGGAGCGCGCGCCCCAAGCCGGCGCCCGCGCCCUGAGCCCAGAGCUGGGUCGCCUGGAAGCGGGAAGCACCACAGCACGCGAGCCGCGGGCGUCUGGGGCUGGAGGCUGGCGCGACUAGGGCCCCGAGCGCGCGGGACGCGCCUGGUCAGCCCCCAGCACACUGCUCUCUAAGAUGCACAAUGUCUCAUUGGCUCAAGCUGUUCAGCCCUCUGCCUUCGUUCCUGAAACGGCUCAGCCCCAGGUCCUCCUGAAGUGGUGACCUCUCCAGCUGGCAGGGGUGGAAAAUGGUACCAGUCAGGCCGGAACCCCUGGAGCUCACAGUCACUGCCCCAAGAUGGAGGAACCUACCCCCGAGCCUGUCUAUGUGGACGUGGACAAGGGACUGACCUUGGCUUGCUUUGUCUUCCUCUGCCUCUUCCUCGUGGUCAUGAUCAUCCGCUGUGCCAAGGUUAUCAUGGACCCCUACAGUGCUAUCCCCACAUCUACCUGGGAGGAGCAGCACCUGGAUGACUGAGGCACGGGGAAGGCCAUGGUGCCCCAGCAUGCACAUCUACAUCCCCUGGUCACCAGCCUGCAAGUGCUCGGAAGCAGGGAAUGGCUGUGGUCCCUCGAAGAUAGAGAAGGCUCACCUUUACCUUACCAGCUCCACCAUGGCUGCCAGAAGGAAAUGCCCAGAUGUCUGGGCAGCAGAAACCUGGGACAGCCUAGGGAGAAGAGCACUGGGUCAAGAUUGCGGACUGGGAUCCAGCCUGGGACUCCACCAUGGAACUGCAAAGUGAUGGUUUCCCGCCUGGGUGCCUAUGCAUCUUUGGGAAUUGAACCAAGAACAGACACCUUGGGCAGACAACAGUCAGGAGGAUACUGUCCUUCAAAUGCACAGCACAAGGAGGUCGCCCAGGCUACUUCCCCAUGGCCUAGCAGUGGAGGGGCAGGAAUGGUGAAAUGAGGUUUGAACAGCCUCCACUGCAAAUUCUCACAAGGCACACAGCUAUUUUCAAACAGUGUUUUGGGUUUUUUUUUAACUAAAAUAUGUAGGGAUAUAUUCUUCCUGUUAAAAAUGAACUGUGCAUUUUAGACACUUGAGAAAAUAUAAAUAGAAGGAAAUGGAGGUGACAAGCACUUGUAAUCCUGCCUCCCAGAAGCCAUCAUUUUGAUAUAUUUCUUUCAGUCUUUUGUACAGGAAAUUUUUUAGUCAAAUCCAUAUCAUAUGCAUGAUGCUGCAUAGCUUCAUACGAUAGCACAAGUACCUUCUGCCUCCAGAUGCUGUGGCUCUUCCCAUGACUUCGAGUAUACUGGUGUCUACAUCAUGACUGACCAAUGUCUCUUUUUGUUGUAUAUUUAACUUUCUCACAAAUUUCUCACAUAAAUUACAUCACCCUGCAACCUUCUGAAGCUGCACAGCCCAGGAGCUCCAGGCAGGAUCCAGGCUUUAGUCUUGUUUCAGCCAUUCAAAGGCUGUGUGACUUUGAGCAAGUCACCUCACCUCUUGGUGCCUCAGUUUCCUCAUUGUAAGAUGGCUCUUUCCCCUCUUUCCUUCCCUCCCUCCUUUUUUCCCUUUCUCCCUUCCUUCCUCCCUCCUUCCUUCCCUCCCUCCCUCCCUCCCGUGUUCCCUUCCUUCCUUCCUUUCUGCAUUCCCAUCAUGUGAAUGGAAGCACAGGAGAGGAAGUGUUCUGGUCCUCCCUCUUCUCUACCCAUUAUCACCUACAUCUAUACAUGACCUUGCUGCAAGGACUCUAGGUCAGAGCCCACAAACCACCCUUCAACUCCCAACUCCAACUUCACUGCUUCCUUGUUAUAUGACCUAUAAAUAACCUAGCAUGUGUUGAGCUCCAGUUUCCUCAUCUAUAAAAUGGGGGAGUAACAUCUACCUCACAAGGCUGUUGUGGGGAUAGAAUGGGAGAAGGCAAGCAAACAUGAGUGUCCUUUCCUGUAUCUACCACCCUAGAAGAAUCCAGGACCUGAGCUGGGAUGAGUAGAGCCUGGGGCCCCACUCCCUGCAGAACCUCACAGACCAGAGCUCCCAAUAGUACCACUGGGGGAGGAGGUGGGGUGCAUUCACAGUGACCUCUCCCACACCUGACAUAAGGGAUAUGGGGUCUGUUGGUUCACAUCAUUGGCAUUAUCACUAGUUUCUUCACAAAUAUGAGGUGCAUCUAUUGCAUUCUUCCAGGACAGGGCCUGAAGUCCCCAUCAAAAGGGAACUGUGCUGUGGAGACCCCAGGCAGGCCUCCUCCAUCAUCCACACCCCAGCCACAGGUUCCCAUCCUACCCCAGGUCACCUGGAGAAUGGGUUUCCACAGAACUGUCACCAGUAAGUGAGGCCUGGAAGUGGACAGAAGCUGUCGAGGUGGCUUUUCUGGGAAUGGUGCAUCUGUAGGAUGCACACAAACACACACACACACACACACACAGAGUUAUCAAAGACAAGUGGCCAGAAGGAACUGAACCAGGGGCUCUGAGGCAUCACGUCCUGCCCAGAGGCAGCAUUCCUGGGAAACCUACCCCAGAGACAGCAGGCACUUCUGUGGGAAGCCCACCUUGGGAUGGGUUUGCAAUGUCAAUCAGGGUUUGUAUCCAGCUACUAAUGACAGAGCAGCAGGAAGGAGAGGAGAUCUGAAGAGCCUCCCUGGGAGAUCUUCAGAGCUCUCAGGAUGCCCCAGGCUGUGCUCCUCAGACUGAGCCUGAAGGACAAACUGCACCUGCACAUGAAAAGCUUGCUAGAAAUCCCAAAUCAUGGCCCUCUUCAGACCUACAGAUGGAGCCCAGGAACCUACAUUAGCCAGAGCCCCCCAGACACUGCCUAGGGUCCCUGGUCUCAGAUAACUUCCCACACCUAGAUCCACUUGUAUUUCCCACCUUAUCCUUUUUUUGGGGGGGGGUCUUUUUGAGACAGGGUCUCCCUAUAGCCCCAGCUGGCCUGGAUUCUCUAUAUCCAUGUUAUUUUUAAUGGCAAAAGGAAAUAACAGCUCAGACAAGAGGGAACUUAAAAACCCCUUUAGUCAAGUCUCCAACAAGGAAACACAGCAGUGGUUUCUAUUCUGU